This is a messenger RNA of Symbiodinium sp. CCMP2592, 342 nucleotides long. The record is from the annotation of a GenBank genome assembly. NCBI's taxonomy places the organism in Eukaryota, Dinophyceae, Suessiales, Symbiodiniaceae.
GACAGUUGUUUGCCCGCCUCGACGCUGUCUUGCGAAAGGGUCGGUGCAGACACUUUUGCAUUUGAACAUACUUGGGACAGUGUUUUGCUUGCCUCGACGCUGUCUUGCGAAAGGGCCGGCGUGGACGCCUUCUUCCAUCCCAUGGAUUCGCGGUUGCAGAAGUUCCGCGCCGGUUAUGCCCAGCAGGGCGAAGACUGGCUCCGCACCGAGCUGGACAAGCAAAACCGGCAGGACCUGCGUGGGCUCUGUGUCGCUGCGGGUGUGCAACAGAAGUCUGCCGGGCACACGCUUACCAGAGCGGAGCUGUUGGAAGCUCUAUCAGAGAGCAUUGCCGGGGAGCAG